Messenger RNA from Schistosoma guineensis, 2205 nucleotides. The record is from the annotation of a GenBank genome assembly. Lineage: Eukaryota; Metazoa; Platyhelminthes; Trematoda; Strigeidida; Schistosomatidae.
AUGCCAGGAGAUAAUCAACAACAAAGUGCCUACAAAUAUCGAAAUACCCGUUAUGGAAUUCAUCAUGAUGAGGCUGGGGCUAAUGUUAAAUCAUCUUCACCAAAACAAUGUGAAGAUCUUUUAGCUGAAAAUCUACCAAGAAUUGAUACAGCUCGUUUAGCGAAUGAUCCAUUUUUAGGUACAGUAGCUGGUCGAUUAGCUCAAGAAAUACAUGAUGAAUUUCUUGUUUGUAAAAUAUGCUUCGAUAGUUAUACAAAUCCAAAAUGUCUUGCGUGUUUGCAUACAUUCUGUGCAAAAUGUAUUGAAAAGCAUAUAUCAGCUGAAGUUACUUAUAAUAAGUAUACAGAUUAUCGCGAUUUCACUUGCCCAUUAUGUCGAAAACGUACACAACUUCCAUUAGGUGGUGUUAAACGAUUACCAGAUAAUUUUCUAAUUUCUGGUCUAACUGAUUUAGUACUACGACAAAGAGCAUCAUCGAAUGGUUCAUCAACAGCUACAAUUAUUGGUAGUCCGACUACUUGUAGAAUUAACAAUAGAAUAGAAAAUAGUAGACAAGUAUCAACCACUGUUAACGAAAGUAUUGAUUCAUUACAUCAGUUACCAAAUUUGGAAAGGAAGCAAUUACGUUAUGGAGAAUGUGAAAUUUGUUCACAAGUAAGUCGAAUUGAUAGAGGACAUUCAAGUGAACCAUUGAAUAAAACAAAUUCAUCAGAAAUCAAUAGCCUAACUAAUACUAAUGACAAUUAUAACGGUAGUAGUCAACAACGCGCUAGUUCAGCUUGUUUAAAUAUUUCACCAAAAGCAACAUCGAAAUGUUUAGAUUGUAAUAAACUUCUAUGUGAUGAAUGUGUUCAACGACAUAGAAAUACUAAAGUUACUAAAGAUCAUGCGACAUUUGAGUUACAAUCACAUAGUGAUAUUGAAUGUAAAGAUCAUCCAGGUGAAACUGUACGAUUUUAUUGUGAAGCUUGUUCAAUGUGUAUAUGUGUUCUAUGCACAUUUAAUGCACAUCGUGAACAUGAAGUAACAAGUUUCGGUGAAGCUGUUGCAAAAUUACGACAUGAAAUAAGUAGAAAUUUAGAUACUACAUGUCAACGCAUUGGAAAAGUUCAAUCUCAGUUACAUAACGUCCGAGAUGCUGCUAAUAUUAUACAUAGAAUUGAACAAAGAAUUCAUGAUACUGCAGAACAUUUCAUGGAAGAAAUUCAACGACAAGAACAAGAAUUGAUUAGUGAACUGCAUCAGUUUGUUGGUGAACGUAAUAUGCAUCAUAUACAAAAUCAACCAGAUCAAGAGCAAAAUAUUGAAAUUGCUGAAAAUCUAUUUAAAGAUAUUGCCAAUUCAUUAGAUAAUCAAGACAUGGAAUUAUUGUUAAUUCGAUCAAAUCUAUAUGAAAAAAUUACUGAAUUAAAUCAUUUAGAAUUAAUUACAGAUAAAUUUGAUGCGAUUAAAUUGGAAAUAUAUUUCCGAACUGGAGCUGUAAAUCUAGGCUAUUUAACAAAUGAAUCAGCAAUGAAUAAUAUACAUCAUCACGCUGACGAUGAUGAUGAUGAAGAUGAUGACGAAAAUUAUGAAGAUUUAUCUAUGCCUCUAGAAUGUAGUUCAUCUUCUACCGGUUCUAAUACAUCGUCAUCCAUAGAAUUGGCUAACAGACCAUGCAUAAAUUCAACAGCUUGUCAAACAGAUAUAAGCUUAACAGACCCAAACGAUCAAUGUAAUUUAACUGUUCAACAGAUUCAACUACCAAAUAAGCAGUGCCGUACACGAGCAUGCAAUACAGAGUUAAUAUCGAUGAUAAAUCAAGAAACAAAUACACGUCCACGUGGUAUUCAUACAAUAAUCACAUUUUCAGAUAUUUCUUCAAAUGCAGCGUCGGAAGAAUUUUUAGCUAAACUUGAUAAAGAAACAAUAAAUUUUGAUGAGAUGGAUAAUCUAACUAGAGCGAGGAUACGUCGUAAACUUCAUGAACGUUUUAAUACAGUUGAUCAGAUAUCAAAUGGUGGUAAUAGUAACGGUAUUUUGUGUAAUGCGCCAUAUACAUCAUUGCAUAUUGGAUCAAAUGGAACAUCGCCAGCCUCAAUAACUCAGCCAACAAAUGUCAAUAACAAUACUACAUAUAAUCAUAACGAUGUUCAUUCAAGACGUUAUAGCUCUUAUGACAAACGUUUUCAUUUCUAAAUACGAUUUCUCUUAUUUGAAAUAUGC